AUUUUAGUUUUAUUACAAGAAAAUGGAGUGUAUAGCAACAUAUGCAAUCUCAAGCGGAGAGAAGAAAGGAUGUGGCUUCCCUCAAGAAUUGCAGUGACUCUGACUCUUCCUUCUUCUUCUUCUUUGGUCAACGCUAGACUUUUGCCUUCCUUCUCUCCCAUUACCAGAGGUGCUUUUUAAUCACAAUCACUGAUAGGCUUCCCCAUUUCUGGGUUCCUCUCAUUUUCCACAAAGUUUACGACUUUUUCCAACAAAAUGGCUUGGAAUGGUGUUAGAAAUGAUUUGGCUGUUGAAAACAAAUGUGGGGUUGUUCUUCCAGCUUCUGAAUCUUAUGUUGAACAAGCUUGUGAUGCUCUUAGAGUUGGUAAGGUUAUUGCUGUGCCCACUGAUACCCUCUAUGGAUUCGCCUGUGAUGCUUGUUCUUCGGAAGCAGUAAAUAGGAUUUAUGAGAUUAAAGGGCGUAAACACACUAGUCCUCUUGCAAUAUGUGUUGGGGAUGUGUUAGAAAUCAAACGCUUUGCCGACACCGAGCAUUUGCCUGAUGGCUUACUUGAAUCUCUCCUUCCGGGACCUGUCACUGUUGUACUAAAGCGAGGUGAGUCGAGCAUACUCGAGAAGUCUUUAAAUCCGGGAUUAGACAGUAUAGGAGUUCGAGUGCCAGACUAUGACUUCAUCAGGAUCGUUGCUCGUGGAUUGGGGAGUGCGUUGGCUCUUACAAGUGCAAAUCCAAGCGGGCAGCCAAGUAGUGUUAGCAUCAAAGAUUUUGAGAAUCUUUGGGAACAUUGUGCCUUCGUUUAUGAUGGCGGUGUGCUGCCUUCGGGUAGAGCAGGCUCAACGGUUGUGGACCUCACCAAAAUCGGGAAGUACAAGAUUCUUAGACCUGGAAGUGCGGAGGUUGAGACGGUGGAAAUCCUCAAAAGGCAUUCUUUAGAAGAAGAAACAACAACUACUUGAAUAUGCCUUAUCUCUUCUUCUAUUAGCUAUUGUUAAGAACUCUAAUGAAUUUUGAUUUAGUCAAAAUCUCAUUAGAGUCCUCUUCAAGAUAUUUUAUUGAAUUUGAACUGUAUAAUUCUCAUGUUUAAAUCCAACAUUUUCACCAUUAAUCUGUGAACAUCUACCUGUUUUUUUCCA
Molecule: messenger RNA, 1131 nt
Organism: Cannabis sativa
Lineage: Eukaryota; Viridiplantae; Streptophyta; Magnoliopsida; Rosales; Cannabaceae
Exons: 5
Coding region: 256-954 (232 amino acids)
Biological process (GO): regulation of translational fidelity
Cellular component (GO): cytoplasm
Molecular function (GO): tRNA binding; double-stranded RNA binding; nucleotidyltransferase activity
Source: RefSeq, a predicted model, not a curated record